This is a messenger RNA of Cercocebus atys (sooty mangabey), 14053 nucleotides long. It is a transcript of the gene HSPG2, whose product is annotated as heparan sulfate proteoglycan 2. Gene Ontology annotation, cellular component: cell-cell junction. The record is from RefSeq and is a predicted model, not a curated record. Gene Ontology annotation, molecular function: cell adhesion molecule binding; calcium ion binding. Lineage: Eukaryota; Metazoa; Chordata; Mammalia; Primates; Cercopithecidae. Gene Ontology annotation, biological process: cell-cell adhesion.
CGGGCCGGGCCAUGGGGCGGCGGGCGACGGGCGCGCUGCUGCUGGCGCUGCUGCUGCACGGGCGGCUGCUGGCGGUGACCCACGGGCUGAGCGCGUACGAUGGCUUAUCUCUGCCUGAGGACACGGAGGCCGUCACAGCAAGCCAAAUGCGCUGGACACAUUCGUACCUUUCUGAUGAUGAGGACAUGCUGGCUGACAGCACCUCCGGAGACGACCUGGGCAGUGGGGACCUGGGCAGCGGGGACUUCCAGAUGGUUUAUUUCCGAGCCCUGGUGAAUUUCACUCGCUCCAUCGAGUACAGCCCUCAGCUGGAGGAUGCAGGCUCCAGAGAAUUCCGAGAGGUGUCCGAGGCUGUGGUAGACACGCUGGAGUCGGAGUACUUGAAAAUUCCCGGAGACCAGGUUGUCAGUGUGGUGUUCAUCAAGGAGCUGGAUGGCUGGGUUUUUGUGGAGCUGGAUGUGGGCUCGGAAGGGAAUGCAGACGGGGCUCAGAUUCAGGAGGUGCUGCUCAGGGUCAUCUCCAGUGGCUCCAUGGCCUCCUACAUCACCUCUCCCCGGGGAUUCCAGUUCCGACGCCUGGGCACAGUGCCCCAGUUCCCAAGAGCCUGCACGGAGGCUGAGUUUGCCUGCCACAGCUACAAUGAGUGUGUGGCCCUGGAGUAUCGCUGUGACCGGCGACCCGACUGCAGGGACAUGUCUGAUGAACUCAAUUGCGAGCAACUGGUCCUGGGGAUCAGCCCCACAGUCUCUGUCCUGGUGGAGACGACACCUUUACCGCCGCGGCCAGAGACAGCCAUCAUGCGACAGCCACCAGUCACCCACGCUCCUCAGCCCCUGCUUCCCGGUUCCGUCAGGCCCCUGCCCUGUGGGCCCCAGGAGGCCGCAUGCCGCAGUGGUCACUGCAUCCCCGGAGACUACCUCUGCGACGGACAGGAGGACUGCGAGGACGGCAGCGAUGAGCUGGACUGUGGACCCCCGCCACCCUGUGAGCCCAAUGAGUUCCCGUGUGGGAAUGGACAUUGUGCCCUCAAGCUGUGGCGCUGUGAUGGUGAUUUUGACUGUGAGGACCGAACUGACGAAGCCAACUGCCCCACCAAGCGCCCUGAAGAGGUGUGUGGGCCCACACAGUUCCGAUGCGUCUCUACCAACGUGUGCAUCCCAGCCAGCUUCCACUGUGACGAGGAGAGUGACUGUCCCGACCGGAGCGACGAGUUUGGCUGCAUGCCCCCCCAGGUGGUGACGCCUCCUCAGGAGUCCAUCCAGGCUUCCCGGGGCCAGACAGUGACCUUCACCUGCGUGGCCAUUGGCGUCCCCACCCCCAUCAUCAAUUGGAGGCUCAACUGGGGCCACAUCCCCUCUCAUCCCAGGGUGACAGUGACCAGCGAGGGGGGCCGUGGCACACUGAUCAUCCGUGACGUGAAGGAGUCAGACCAGGGUGCCUACACCUGUGAGGCCAUGAACGCCCGGGGCAUGGUGUUUGGCAUUCCUGACGGUGUCCUUGAGCUCGUCCCACAGCGAGCAGGCCCCUGCCCUGACGGCCACUUCUACCUGGAGCACAGCGCCUCCUGCCUGCCCUGCUUCUGCUUUGGCAUCACCAGCGUGUGCCAGAGCAGCCGCCGCUUCCGGGACCAGAUCAGGCUGCGCUUUGACCAACCCGAUGACUUCAAGGGUGUGAAUGUGGUGAUGCCUGCACAGCCCAGCAUGCCACCCCUCUCCUCCACGCAGCUGCAGAUCGACCCAGCCCUGCACGAGUUCCAGCUAGUCGACCUGUCCCGCCGCUUCCUCGUCCACGACUCCUUCUGGGCUCUCCCUGAGCAGUUCCUGGGCAACAAAGUGGAUUCCUAUGGUGGCUCCCUGCGUUACAACGUGCGCUACGAACUGGCCCGUGGCAUGCUGGAGCCAGUGCAGCGGCCGGACGUGGUCCUCGUGGGUGCCGGGUACCGCCUCCUCUCCCGAGGCCACACGCCCACCCAACCUGGUGCUCUGAACCAGCGCCAGGUCCAGUUCUCUGAGGAGCACUGGGUCCAUGAGUCUGGCCGGCCGGUGCAGCGCGCGGAGCUGCUGCAGGUGCUGCAGAGCCUGGAGGCCGUGCUCAUCCAGACCGUGUACAACACCAAGAUGGCCAGCGUGGGGCUGAGCGACAUCGCCAUGGAUACUACUGUGACCCACGCCACCAGCCAUGGCCGUGCCCACAGUGUGGAGGAGUGCAGAUGCCCCAUUGGCUAUUCUGGCUUGUCCUGCGAGAGCUGUGAUGCCCACUUCACUCGGGUGCCUGGUGGGCCCUACCUGGGCACCUGCUCUGGCUGCAAUUGCAAUGGCCAUGCCAGCUCCUGUGACCCUGUGUAUGGCCACUGCCUGAAUUGCCAGCACAACACGGAGGGGCCACAGUGCAACAAGUGCAAGGCUGGCUUCUUUGGGGAUGCCACGAAGGCCACGGCCACUGCCUGCCGGCCCUGCCCUUGCCCAUACAUCGAUGCCUCCCGCAGAUUCUCAGACACUUGCUUCCUGGACACGGAUGGCCAAGCCACAUGUGACGCCUGUGCCCCAGGCUACACCGGCCGCCGCUGUGAGAGCUGUGCCCCCGGAUAUGAGGGCAACCCCAUCCAGCCCGGCGGGAAGUGCAGGCCUGUCAACCAGGAGAUUGUGCGCUGUGAUGAACGUGGCAGCGUGGGGACCUCCGGCGAGGCCUGCCGCUGUAAGGUAUGCAUGCCAUCCGCCACCCACCCAGAGGCCUUGGGCCCAGCACCACAGCUGGGAGAAGGAGGAAGGAAGCUCUGUCCUCUCCAUAGAUCCUUGGCCAGUGGGUGCUGGUCCCAGGUGACCUCCUAUGGAGGAGAGCUGCGCUUCACAGUGACCCAGCGUUCCCAGCCAGGUUCCACACCCCUGCACGGGCAGCCAUUGGUGGUGCUGCAAGGUAACAACAUCAUCCUAGAGCACCACCCGGCCCAGGAGCCCAGCCCCGGCCAGCCCAGCACCUUCACUGUGCCCUUCCGGGAGCAAGCAUGGCAGCGGCCCGAUGGGCAGCCAGCCACACGGGAGCACCUGCUGAUGGCGCUGGCAGGCAUCGACACCCUCCUGGUCCGAGCGUCCUACGCCCAGCAGCCCGCUGAGAGCAGGGUCUCUGGGAUCAGCAUGGACGUGGCUGUGCCUGAGGAAACUGGCCAGGACCCCGCGCUGGAAGUGGAGCAGUGCUCCUGCCCACCUGGGUACCGCGGCCCGUCCUGCCAGGACUGUGACACAGGCUACACACGCACACCCAGUGGCCUCUACCUGGGUACCUGCGAACACUGCAGCUGCCAUGGUCACUCAGAGGCCUGCGAGCCAGAAACAGGUGCCUGCCAGGGCUGCCAGCAUCACACAGAGGGCCCUCGGUGUGAGCAGUGCCAGCCAGGAUACUACGGGGACGCCCAGCGGGGGACACCACAGGACUGCCAGCUGUGCCCCUGCUACGGAGACCCUGCUGCCGGCCAGGCUGCCCACACUUGUUUUCUGGACACAGACGGCCAUCCCACCUGUGAUGCGUGCUCCCCAGGCCACAGCGGGCGUCACUGCGAGAGGUGUGCCCCUGGCUACUAUGGCAACCCCAGCCAGGGCCAGCCAUGCCAGAGAGACGGCCAGGUGCCAGGGCCCAUAGGCUGCAACUGUGACCCCCAAGGCAGCGUCAGCAGCCAGUGUGACACUGCUGGUCAGUGCCAGUGCAAGGCCCAGGUGGAAGGCCUCACCUGCAGCCACUGCCGGCCCCACCACUUCCACCUGAACGCCAGCAACCCCGAGGGCUGCCUGCCCUGCUUCUGUAUGGGCAUCACCCAGCAGUGCGCCAGCUCCGCCUACACGCGCCACCUGAUCUCCACCCACUUUGCCCCUGGGGACUUCCAAGGCUUUGCCCUAGUGAACCCACAGCGGAACAGCCGCCUGACUGGAGAAUUCACUGUGGAACCCAUACCCGAGGGUGCCCAGCUCUCUUUUGGCAACUUCGCCCACCUUGGCCACGAAUCCUUCUACUGGCAGCUGCCGGAGACAUACCAGGGAGACAAGGUGGCGGCCUAUGGUGGGAAGCUGCGAUACACCCUUUCCUACACGGCAGGCCCACAGGGCAGCCCACUCUCUGACCCCGACGUGCAGAUCACGGGCAACAACAUCAUGCUAGUGGCCUCCCAGCCAGCGCUCCAGGGCACCGAGAGGAGGAGCUACGAGAUCGUGUUGCGAGAGGAAUUCUGGCGCCGUCCCGAUGGGCAGCCAGCCACACGCGAGCACCUCCUGAUGGCACUGGCUGACCUGGAUGAGCUCCUGAUCCGGGCCACAUUCUCCUCUGUGCCGCUGGCAGCCAGCAUCAGCGCAGUCAGCCUGGAGGUCGCCCAGCCCGGGCCCUCCAGCGGACCCCGGGCCCUCGAGGUGGAGGAGUGCCGCUGCCCCCCAGGCUACAUCGGUCUGUCCUGCCAGGACUGCGCCGCCGGCUACACGCGCACCGGGAGUGGACUCUACCUCGGCCACUGCGAGCUGUGUGAAUGCAAUGGUCACUCAGACCUGUGCCACCCGGAGACCGGGGCCUGCUCGCAAUGCCAGCACAAUGCUGCAGGGGAGUUCUGCGAGCUGUGUGCCCCUGGCUACUACGGAGAUGCCACAGCCGGGACGCCUGAGGACUGCCAGCCCUGUGCCUGCCCACUGACCAACCCAGAGAACAUGUUCUCCCGCACCUGUGAGAGCCUGGGAGCCGGUGGGUACCGCUGCACAGCCUGCGAACCCGGCUACACUGGCCAGUACUGUGAGCAGUGUGCCCCAGGUUACGUGGGUAACCCCAGCGUGCAAGGGGGCCGGUGCCUGCCAGAGACAAACCAAGCCCCACUGGUGGUCGAGGUCCAUCCUGCUCGAAGCGUAGUGCCCCAAGGUGGCUCCCACUCCCUGCGGUGCCAGGUCAGUGGGAGCCCACCCCACUACUUCUAUUGGUCCCGUGAGGAUGGGCGGCCUGUGCCCAGCAGCACCCAGCAGCGACAUCAAGGCUCUGAGCUCCACUUCCCCAGCGUCCAGCCCUCGGACGCCGGGGUCUACAUUUGCACCUGCCGUAAUCUCCACCAUGCCAAUACCAGCCGGGCAGAGCUGCUGGUCACUGAGGCUCCAAGCAAGCCCAUCACAGUGACAGUGGAGGAGCAGCGGAGCCAGAGCGUGCGCCCCGGAACCGAUGUCACCUUCAUCUGCACAGCCAAAAGCAAGUCCCCAGCCUAUACCCUGGUGUGGACCCGCCUGCACAACGGGAAGCUGCCCACCCGAGCCAUGGAUUUCAACGGCAUCCUGACCAUACGCAAUGUCCAGCUGAGCGAUGCGGGCACCUAUGUGUGCACCGGCUCCAACAUGUUUGCCAUGGACCAGGGCACAGCCACUCUACAUGUGCAGGCCUCGGGCACCUUGUCCGCCCCUGUGGUCUCCAUCCACCCGCCACAGCUCACAGUGCAACCCGGGCAACUGGCGGAGUUCCGCUGCAGCGCCACAGGGAGCCCCACGCCCACCCUCGAGUGGACAGGGGGUCCUGGCGGCCAGCUCCCUGCAAAGGCACAAAUCCGUGGUGGUAUCCUGCGCCUGCCAGCCGUCGAGCCCACAGAUCAGGCCCAGUACCUGUGCCGAGCCCACAGCAGCGCUGGGCAGCAGGUGGCCAGGGCUGUGCUCCACGUGCAUGGGGGCAGUGGACCCAGAGUCCAAGUGAGCCCAGAGAGGACCCAGGUCCACGAAGGCCGCACCGUCAGGCUGUACUGCAGGGCUGCAGGCGUGCCCAGCGCCACCAUCACCUGGAGGAAGGAAGGGGGCAGCCUCCCACCACAGGCCCGGUCGGAGCGCACAGACAUCGCCACACUGCUCAUCCCAGCCAUCACGACUGCUGACGCCGGCUUCUACCUCUGUGUGGCCACCAGCCCCGCAGGCACCGCCCAGGCCCGGAUCCAAGUGGUUGUCCUUUCAGCCUCAGAUGCCAGCCCACCACCAGUCAAGAUUGAGUCCUCAUCACCUUCCGUGACAGAAGGGCAGACGCUCGACCUCAACUGUGUGGUGGCAGGGUCGGCCCACGCCCAAGUCACCUGGUACAGGCGAGGGGGCAGCCUGCCUCCCCACACCCAGGUCCACGGCUCCCGACUGCGGCUCCCCCAGGUCUCACCAGCUGAUUCUGGAGAAUAUGUGUGUCGCGUGGAGAAUGGAUCAGGCCCCAAGGAGGCCUCCAUUACUGUCUCUGUCCUCCACGGCACCCAUUCUGGCCCCAGCUACACCCCAGCGCCCGGCAGCACCCAGCCCAUCCGCAUCGAGCCCUCCUCCUCACACGUGGCUGAAGGGCAGACCCUGGAUCUGAACUGCGUGGUACCUGGGCAGGCCCACGCCCAGGUCACAUGGCACAAGCGUGGGGGCAGCCUCCCUGCCCGGCACCAGACCCACGGCUCACUGCUGCGGCUGCACCAGGUGACCCCAGCCGACUCAGGCGAGUACGUGUGCCGUGUGGUGGGCACCUCCGGCCCCCUGGAGGCCUCAGUCCUGGUCACCAUCGAGGCCUCUGUCAUCCCUGGACGCGUCCCACCUGUCAGGAUCGAGUCUUCAUCCUCCACAGUGGCCGAGGGGCAGACUCUGGAUCUGAGCUGUGUGGUAGCAGGGCAGGCCCAUGCCCAGGUCACAUGGUACAAGCGCGGGGGCAGCCUCCCUGCCCGGCACCAGGUUCGUGGCUCCCGCCUGUACAUCUUCCAGGCCUCACCUGCCGAUGCGGGACAGUACGUCUGCCGGGCCAGCAACGGCAUGGAGGCCUCCAUCACAGUCACAGUAACUGGGACCCAGGGGGCCAACUUAGCCUACCCUGCUGGCAGCACCCAGCCCGUCCGCAUCGAGCCCUCCUCCUCACAGGUGGCUGAAGGGCAGACCCUGGAUCUGAACUGCGUGGUGCCUGGGCAGUCCCAUGCCCAGGUCACAUGGCACAAGCGUGGGGGCAGCCUCCCUGUCCGGCACCAGACCCACGGCUCCCUGCUGAGACUCUACCAAGUGUCCCCCGCCGACUCAGGCGAGUACGUGUGCCGAGUGGCAGGCAGCUCCGUGCCUCUAGAGGCCUCCGUCCUGGUCACCAUUGAGCCUGCGGGCUCAGUGCCUGCACUUGGGGUCACCCCCACAGUCCGGAUCGAGUCAUCAUCUUCGCAUGUGGCUGAAGGGCAGACCCUGGAUCUGAACUGCCUCGUUGCCGGUCAGGCCCAUGCCCAGGUUACAUGGCACAAGCGCGGGGGCAGCCUCCCGGCCCGGCACCAGGUGCAUGGCUCGAGGCUACGGCUGCUCCAGGUGACCCCAGCUGACUCAGGGGAGUACGUGUGCCGUGUGGUUGGCAGCUCGGGCACCCAGGAAGCCUCGGUCCUUGUCACCAUCCAGCAGCGCCUUAGCGGUUCCCACUCCCAGGGCGUGGCAUACCCCGUCCGCAUCGAGUCCUCCUCAGCCUCCCUGGCCAAUGGACACACCCUGGACCUCAACUGCCUGGUUGCCAGCCAGGCUCCCCAUACCAUCACCUGGUAUAAGCGUGGAGGCAGCUUACCCAGCCGGCACCAGAUCGUGGGCUCCCGGCUGCGGAUCCCUCAGGUGACUCCGGCGGACUCGGGCGAGUACGUGUGUCAUGUCAGUAACGGUGCAGGCUCUCGGGAGACCUCACUUAUCGUCACCAUCCAGGGCAGCGGCUCCUCCCACGUGCCCAGCGUCUCCCCACCAAUCAGGAUCGAGUCCUCUUCCCCUACGGUGGUAGAAGGACAGACCUUGGAUCUGAACUGUGUGGUCGCCAGGCAGCCCCAGGCUAUCAUCACAUGGUACAAGCGUGGAGGCAGCCUUCCCUCCCGACACCAGACCCAUGGCUCCCACCUGCGGUUGCACCAAAUGUCUGUGGCUGACUCGGGCGAGUACGUGUGCCGGGCCAACAACAACAUUGAUGCCCUGGAGGCCUCCAUCGUGAUCUCCGUCUCCCCUAGAGCUGGCAGCCCCUCCGCCCCUGGCAGUUCCAUGCCCAUCAGGAUUGAGUCAUCAUCCUCACACGUGGCCGAAGGGCAGACCCUGGAUCUGAACUGCGUGGUCCCCGGGCAGGCCCAUGCCCAGGUCACUUGGCACAAGCGUGGGGGCAGCCUCCCCAGUCACCAUCAGGCCCACGGCUCACGACUGCGGCUGCACCAGGUGUCCCCGGCCGACUCGGGUGAAUACGUGUGCCGGGUGAUGGGCAGCUCUGGCCCCCUGGAGGCCUCGGUCCUGGUCACCAUUGAAGCCUCUGGCUCAAGUGCUGUCCACGUCCCCGCCCCAGGUGGAGCCCCACCCAUCCGCAUCGAGACUUCCUCCUCCCGAGUGGCCGAAGGGCAGACCCUGGAUCUGAAGUGUGUGGUACCCGGGCAGGCCCACGCCCAGGUCACGUGGCACAAGCGUGGAGGAAACCUCCCUGCCCGGCACCAGGUCCACGGCCCACUGCUGAGGCUGAACCAGGUGUCCCCAGCCGACUCUGGCGAGUACUCGUGCCAAGUGACUGGAAGCUCAGGCACCCUGGAGGCAUCUGUCCUGGUCACAAUUGAGCCCUCCAGCCCAGGCCCCAUUCCUGCUCCAGGACUGGCCCAGCCCAUCUACAUCGAGGCCUCCUCUUCACACGUGACUGAAGGGCAGACUCUGGAUCUGAACUGUGUGGUGCCCGGGCAGGCCCAUGCCCAGGUCACGUGGUACAAGCGCGGGGGCAGCCUCCCCGCCCGGCACCAGACCCAUGGCUCCCAGCUGCGGCUCCACCAGGUCUCCCCUGCUGACUCAGGCGAGUAUGUGUGUCGUGCAGCUGGUGGCCCAGGCCCUGAGCAAGAAACCUCCUUCACAGUCACCGUCCCACCCAGCGAGGGGUCUUCCUACCGCCUUAGGAGCCCGGUCAUCUCCAUCGACCCGCCCAGCAGCACCGUGCAGCAGGGCCAGGAUGCCAGCUUCAAGUGCCUCAUCCAUGAUGGAGCAGUCCCCAUCAGCCUCGAGUGGAAGACCCGGAACCAGGAGCUGGAGGACAACGUCCACAUCAGUCCCAAUGGCUCCAUCAUCACCAUCGUGGGCACCCGGCCCAGCAACCAUGGCACCUACCGCUGCGUGGCCUCCAAUGCCUACGGCGUGGCCCAGAGUGUGGUGAACCUCAGUGUGCACGGGCCCCCUACAGUGUCCGUGCUCCCCGAGGGCCCCGUGUGGGUGAAAGUGGGAAAGGCUGUCACCCUGGAGUGUGUCAGUGCCGGGGAGCCCCGCUCCUCUGCUCGUUGGACCCGGAUCAGCAGCGCCCCUGCCAAGUUGGAGCAGCGGACAUAUGGGCUCAUGGACAGCCGCGCAGUGCUGCAGAUUUCAUCAGCUAAACCAUCAGACGCGGGCACUUACGUGUGCCUUGCUCAGAAUGCACUGGGCACAGCACAGAAGCAGGUGGAGGUGAUCGUGGACACAGGCGCCAUGGCCCCCGGGGCCCCUCAGGUCCAAGCUGAAGAAGCUGAGCUGACUGUGGAGGCUGGACACACGGCCACCUUGCGCUGCUCGGCCACAGGCAGCCCCGCGCCCACCAUCCACUGGUCCAAGCUGCGUUCCCCACUACCCUGGCAGCACCGGCUGGAAGGUGACACACUCAUCAUACCCCGGGUAGCCCAGCAGGACUCGGGCCAGUACAUCUGCAAUGCCACUAGCCCUGCUGGGCACGCUGAGGCCACCAUCAUCCUGCACGUGGAGAGCCCACCGUAUGCCACCACGGUCCCAGAGCACGCUUCGGUGCAGGCAGGGGAGACGGUACAGCUCCAGUGCCUGGCUCACGGGACACCCCCACUCACCUUCCAGUGGAGCCGCGUGGGCAGCAGCCUUCCUGGGAGGGCUACUGCCAGGAACGAGCUGCUGCACUUCGAGCGUGCAGCCCCUGAGGACUCAGGCCGCUACCGCUGCCGGGUCACCAACAAGGUGGGCUCAGCCGAGGCCUUUGCCCAGCUGCUCGUCCAAGGCCUCCCCGGCCUCCUCCCUGCCACCUCCAUCCCAGCAGGGUCCACGCCCACCGUGAGGUCACUCCUCAAGCUAGAGACCCAAAGCAUCGGGCGCAGCGUUGAAUUCCACUGUGCUGUGCCCAGCGACCGGGGUACCCAGCUCCGUUGGUUCAAGGAAGGGGGUCAGCUGCCUCCGGGUCACAGCGUGCAGGAUGGGGUUUACAGAAUCCAGAACUUGGACCAGAGCUGUCAAGGGACAUAUAUUUGCCAGGCCCAUGGACCUUGGGGGCAGGCCCAGGCCAGUGCCCAGCUGGUUGUCCAAGCCCUGCCCUCGGUGCUCAUCAACAUCCGGACGUCUGUGCAGACCGUGGUGGUCGGCCACGCUGUGGAGUUCGAAUGCCUAGCACUGGGUGACCCCAAGCCUCAAGUGACAUGGAGCAAAGUUGGAGGGCACCUGCGGCCUGGCAUUGUGCAGAGCGGAGGCGUCGUCAGGAUUCCCCACGUAGAGCUGGCUGAUGCGGGACAGUAUCGCUGUACUGCCACCAACGCAGCCGGCACCACACAAUCCCACGUGCUGCUGCUUGUGCAAGCCUUGCCCCAGAUCUCGAUGCCCCAAGAAGUCCGUGUGCCUGCUGGUUCUGCAGCUGUCUUCCCCUGCAUAGCCUCAGGCUACCCCACUCCUGACAUCAGCUGGAGCAAGCUGGAUGGCAGCCUGCCACCUGACAGCCGUCUGGAGAACAACAUGCUGACGCUGCCCUCAGUCCGACCCCAGGACGCGGGCACCUACGUCUGCACUGCCACUAACCGCCAGGGCAAGGUCAAAGCCUUUGCCCACCUGCAGGUGCCAGAGCGGGUGGUGCCCUACUUCACGCAGACCCCCUACUCCUUCCUACCGCUGCCCACCAUCAAGGAUGCCUACAGGAAGUUCGAGAUCAAGAUCACCUUCCGGCCCGACUCAGCCGAUGGGAUGCUGCUGUACAAUGGGCAGAAGCGAGUCCCAGGGAGCCCCACCAACCUGGCCAACCGGCAGCCCGACUUCAUCUCCUUCGGUCUCGUAGGGGGAAGGCCCGAGUUCCGGUUCGAUGCAGGCUCAGGCAUGGCCACCAUCCGCCACCCCACGCCACUGGCCCUGGGCCAUUUCCACACCGUGACCCUGCUGCGCAGCCUCACCCAGGGCUCCCUGAUUGUGGGUGACCUGGCCCCGGUCAAUGGGACCUCCCAGGGCAAGUUCCAGGGCCUGGACCUGAACGAGGAGCUCUACCUGGGCGGCUACCCUGACUAUGGUGCCAUCCCCAAGGUGGGGCUGAGCAGCAGCUUCAUAGGCUGUGUCCGGGACCUGCGCAUCCAGGGCGAGGAGAUCAUCUUCCACGACCUCAACCUCACGGCGCACGGCAUCUCCCACUGCCCCACCUGUCGGGACCGGCCCUGCCAGAAUGGUGGUCAGUGCCAUGACUCCGAGAGCAGCAGCUACGUGUGCGUCUGCCCAGCUGGCUUCACCGGGAGCCGCUGUGAGCACUCACAGGCCCUGCACUGCCAUCCAGAGGCCUGUGGGCCCGACGCCACCUGUGUGAACCGGCCUGAUGGUCGAGGCUACACCUGCCGCUGCCACCUGGGCCGCUCGGGGUUGCGGUGUGAGGAAGGUGUGACGGUGACCACCCCCUCACUGUCGGGUGCUGGCUCCUACCUGGCGCUGCCUGCUCUCACCAACACACACCAUGAGCUACGCCUGGACGUGGAGUUCAAGCCACUCGCCCCUGACGGGGUCCUGCUGUUCAGCGGGGGGAAGAGCGGGCCUGUGGAGGACUUCGUGUCCCUGGCGAUGGUGGGCGGCCACCUGGAAUUCCGCUACGAGCUGGGGUCAGGACUGGCUGUUCUGCGGAGCGCCGAGCCGCUGGCCCUGGGCCGCUGGCACCGCGUGUCUGCAGAGCGUCUCAACAAGGAUGGCAGCCUGCGGGUGAAUGGUGGACGCCCUGUGCUGCGCUCCUCGCCCGGCAAGAGCCAAGGCCUCAACCUGCACACCCUGCUCUACCUGGGGGGCGUGGAGCCUUCCGUGCCACUGUCCCCAGCCACCAACAUGAGCGCUCACUUCCGCGGCUGUGUGGGCGAGGUGUCAGUGAAUGGCAAACGGCUGGACCUCACCUACAGUUUCCUAGGCAGCCAGGGCAUCGGGCAGUGCUAUGACAGCUCCCCAUGUGAGCGCCAGCCAUGCCAACAUGGUGCCACGUGCAUGCCCGCUGGCGAGUAUGAGUUCCAGUGCCUGUGUCGAGAUGGAUUCAAAGGAGACCUGUGUGAGCACGAGGAGAACCCCUGCCAGCUCCGUGAACCUUGUUUGCAUGGGGGCACCUGCCAGGGCACCCGCUGCCUCUGCCUCCCUGGCUUCUCUGGCCCACGCUGCCAACAAGGCUCUGGACAUGGCAUAGCAGAGUCCGACUGGCAUCUUGAAGGCAGCGGGGGCAAUGAUGCCCCUGGGCAAUACGGAGCUUAUUUCCACGAUGAUGGCUUCCUUGCCUUCCCUGGCCGUAUCUUCUCCAGGAGCCUGCCCGAGGUGCCCGAGACCAUCGAGCUGGAGGUUCGGACCAGCACGGCCAAUGGCCUCCUGCUCUGGCAGGGUGUGGAGGUGGGAGAGGCCGGCCGAGGCAAGGACUUCAUCAGUCUCGGGCUUCAAGAUGGGCACCUUGUCUUCAGGUACCAGCUGGGUAGUGGGGAGGCCCGCCUGGUCUCUGAGGACCCCAUCAAUGACGGCGAGUGGCACCGAGUGACAGCACUGCGGGAGGGCCGCAGAGGUUCCAUCCAGGUCGACGGUGAGGAGCUGGUCAGCGGCCGGUCCCCAGGUCCCAACGUGGCAGUCAACGCCAAGGGCAGUGUCUACAUCGGCGGAGCCCCCGACGUGACCAUGCUGACCGGGGGCAGGUUCUCCUCAGGCAUCACAGGCUGUGUCAAGAACCUGGUGCUUCACUCGGCCCGACCCGGCGCCCCGCCCCCACAGCCCCUGGACCUGCAGCACCGCGCCCAGGCCGGGGCCAACACACGCCCCUGCCCCUCGUAGGCACCUGCCUGCCCCACACGGACUCCCGGGCCGCGCCCCAGCCCGACAACGUCGAGUAUAUUAUUAUUAAUAUUAUUAUGAAUUUUUGUAAGAAACUGAGGCGAUGCCACGCUUUGCUGCUACCGCCCUGGGCUGGACUGGAGGUGGGCACGCCACCCCCACCCACACAGCUGGGCAAAGCCACAAGGCUGGCGGGCAAGGCAGGUUUGAUGGGAGUAGGCGCCUCAGAAAGCCACCAGGACUUGGGGUCAGGAACGGUGGCUGGGUGGGCCCAGAACUGCCCCCACUCUCCCCCUACCCACCAAUGGAGCCCCCAAGAUAGAGCUGGGUGGCCUGUUUCUGCAGCCCUUGGGCAGUUCUCACUCCUAGGAGAGCCAACCUCGGCAUGUAGGCUGGUGCCCCACAGCUACCUGAGACGGGCAUCGCAGGAACCUCUGCCACCCACUCAGGAUUGGGAAUUGUCUUUAGUGCCGGCUGUGGAGCAAAAGGCAGCUCACCGCUGGGCAGGCGGUCCCCAUCCCCACCAGCUCGUUUUUCAGCACCCCCACCCACCUCCACCCAGCCCCUGGCACCUCCUCUGGCAGCGUCCCCUUCCUACCACGCCCUCCUCCUGGCCUGCAUUCCCACCCCCUUCUGCCAGCACACAGCCCGGGGUUCCUCCCUCAGGGGCUGUAAGGGAAAACCCACCCCAGCUCUUACCAGGAGCUGCUACAGGCAGAGCCCAGCACUGAGAAGGCCCCGCCCACCGGGCCUCGCCCACCCCAGGCCACACCCCCACUCAUCUGGAAGUGAAGGCCCAGGGACUCCUCAGAUGCCGCUGGUGCCCAGGAAGAGCUAGUGCCUUGGGUGGGGGAAAGCAGAACUCACAACUGGGAGAGAGAGGAGGGGGAUAUGACCACCGACCACCCUGCCCCAUCUGCGGGAGCCUGAAGAUCCAGCUCGAGUGCCAUCCUGCCAGUGGCUCCCAGACUGUGGGGUUGGGACGCCUGGCCUCUGUGUCCUAGAAGGGACCCUCCUGUGGUCUUUGUCUUGAUUUUUCUUAAUAAACGGUGCUAUCCCCGCCA